GUGGCGCCACGAUUUCAAAGCGGCGCAACCGCGCCCGGAGAACAACGUUGAGAUGCAGCGUAUUCCGCGCAUUCGUGCUGGCACUGCGCAGCGUGGUGCAAGGACACAAUAUCUCAGCCAAGUGAGGUUAUCCUAGAGCAGCCGCGUGAAAUCAAGAAACCGAUGCUAGCACGUGUCAAGCUAUGCGCAGGUGGAAAAUGAUGCCCCUGUGUUUGCACGGGCCACUGCGCUCAGUGCACUCGUGCCCGCCCCGCUGACUGCAGUACCAGAGAAAAGUAAAAACCGAAAGCGCACAAGUGCGAAUUUCGUUGACUCCGUCACUCCUCUCACGCUCCCCCUGCCAACAGGAGGGAAACAGGGAAAGAAGGGGAACCCUGUCGGAGAGCACGUCACCGUCCGAAUAUUAGGCGGGCAUCCUUGCCUGGCUGACGACUGCUUGAAUAUGGGAAAUCCCUACAAGUUCUGGGUGCGGACAGGGGGACGACCCGCUCAGCCUUGCAUGUGCAGCAGCGUGCAUGUCCAAGAGAUAUGCUUCCCAAUAAACGAUUCGGAAAUUGCCUAAGAAACGAACGGGAGGAUGGCGACGGCGGUCACAAUCGCUUUCCGACAAUCUGGGCAGAUAACCCAGGCGCGAAACUCGUGGUCGCAAAGUCUCGAUCUCGCAAGCCCAGGCAAAAGGUCCAACGACGCCCGCGGCGCGCUGAAGUCUCUAGACUGAGACCAGCCCCUGCAAUUCCACAACUGCUCGCCAUCACCUCUCGACCAACCACGCCAGUCGAUCCGUAGACUUGGUCGGCCGCAGGGACGAGUGUCUCACACGCGGCCGAACCACCGUGCCGACGGACCCGACGGCGUGCUGCUUCACAAUCGGACAGUAUCAUUAAAAAACUGUCGCCAGGGCAAGUGCAUUCUCGGACUUCCCCUGCUGCGCCCCCUCAGCCCCAACAACCCAAGGCUGAACCAGCACAGAACGAGUGUCCGGGUGCAGCCGGGGCCUGACCAGCCCAAUGGCAGGUUAUGCUAAGAUGUCUCGUUCCACCAUCCCUUUACUCUGAGCACCUGACGGCGAAACAACUCCCUCAUGAUCCACCAGCGCGAACGGUUGCUGCACCGCGGCUUCUCCAUUAGGGCGUGAAGAAAGAUAUCGGCCAUGCACUACUGGCUCUCUUGCGCAGCUGGUCUCCUCGCUGCGCAUGCAUGACCGAGCCGUAAAUUUGAACGCGCGCCGCGGUGGCGAGGCCGGAACAACUGGCGCGGCCCCCGCGAUGACCUCAGAGAUCUUCUGCACGGAGAACUUGCCGAUCAGCUUCCGGCGCGCAACCACCACCACUGCCCCGAUCGCACCUCUCAAGGCCCGGGGCCUGCCCCAGCCUGCCCCGAGCGAAUCUGCACGAACGCUGCCAGGGCCGCGCGAGGCAGCCGGCUCCGCGAGCGCCCCCCUCGCGCGUUCCAGGCCGCCCAACUCUGCGCCGACAGGGGCGCGCGAAGCGCUCGACUCCGCGGACGGCCCCACCUCGCGCGGCAGGCCGCCCAGGUCCUCGGGACGCGGCGCGCGGGCCCUCACGACGCCAAUCUUGCGAGAGUACAUUGGCUCGUACAUUGGCUUGCGAGCGCACGCCGCUCCGAACGUCGGCGGCGCGUAGCGCGAAAGUUUAGCUCCGCACGGCGGCUCCACGCCACCCGCCAAUACCGGGUCUUGGAGCCAAGAUUAAUCGAACGCUGGCACCGCCAUCGAAAAAAACAAAGCCCGCGGGGGACAUUGCCGGAGCGGCGCGCGGAUGGGGCGACGAGACAAGUCAAACUGUUUGCUGGCGCAUUAAGUUUGCGCCAAAGGUGAUUGAGCCAGAACGG
Messenger RNA from Prorocentrum cordatum, 1851 nucleotides. Lineage: Eukaryota; Dinophyceae; Prorocentrales; Prorocentraceae. The record is from the annotation of a GenBank genome assembly.